AUGGCUACUGGUCGCUUGGCGGCUCUCCUCUCGCUGGGCCUGUGUUGCCUGUGCUCUGCAGACCAAGCCAUUGCUGAGAGAGCUGGAAGGCAGGAGCCUCUUGCUCUUUGGGCGACGGUGAUGCACAAUUCCUCUGGGCAGGCAGCUCCUACUUAUGCAUCCAUGGCUGGUAGCGAUCCCGCUUCUGGCAAAGAUUGGAAGUCCAAGCCAAAGCAGCAGGUGGCGGCGUGGAACAACAGCAUGCAGCACACGUACCAUACUUAUAUUCCUGGCUCAUACCAGGCCUUCCCAACCAAAGUUGCCAGCAUCCGUGCCGACACGGCUGCAUCAAACAAGGAGCAGAGUUUCCACGACUACUCCAGCUCUUAUGGGAGCCUGGGCAAGCUGGGCAUCGCACAAUCCAAGCAUGGCCAUGGCAAGCAUGCGGAUGCUCACAGUGACGCCAGCCACAAAACAAGCCAUGAUGCUAACGGCGCUGCCACGCAUGGUGACUCAGAAGACUACCACCACUUCAUGCCAGACUUUCUUCCUCAGGGAUCUGGAGGCGACAAGGGGUCGUCAAGUGGCUUCGGCCACAUGCACGAGGACUACAAGAAGUACAUGAAUGGCUACGAUACAAAUGGGCCCAGCAACAAGUACGUGCCGAAUCUUGACAGGCUUCGGGAAGACGAGCAUUCAGACUUUAUCCCUUCUGGCUAUGGGCAGCAGCCUGCGGCAGCUGAGAAGCGCCGUUCCCAGGGAGGGCCACAGCCCAGCGGACCUACCGCUCAGGAUGCUGUGGAGGACUCAUCCGGCGCUGGUCAAACUGAUCGCUGGUCCCUAGGCGGCUACAUGCACCGGACUGGCUGGAAGCACCAGCUGUCAGGGGUUAUCCCAUCCUUCGUGCCUGGGGAGUUUGCAUCUGCUCAGCCGACACUUGGCUUCGGCCCAAUCCCCGACUCGGAUGAGUAUGCCUUGUGA
This is a messenger RNA of Symbiodinium natans, 960 nucleotides long. The record is from the annotation of a GenBank genome assembly. Lineage: Eukaryota; Dinophyceae; Suessiales; Symbiodiniaceae.